CUGAUAUGUUCGCUGUAGUCAGAAAUACCAGAAUGAUACAAAGAUGUUCCUUUGAGGCAUAUUGCUUUCUUCCAAGAAUGAGUCUCUCAACAAGAGUCUUUUUGUAUACUAGAGAACAACAGAUCAGGCUAGACAGAUAUAUUCAAAAAUAAGCUCGAUCUUACUUAUGGCGGUGUUCAUAGAGCAUGCAAAGAAGUUGACGGUGAUGCAUUUUAUGUCGAAACAGUAGCAUCAAACUACCAAAGCUUGGAGAAAGAGAAGUCAUAUCGUCUCCAAAGAGGUGACAAAAUUUAUAUUGACCAGAAAUUAAUGUCAAAGAGGAAGAAGGCAAUUGCACAAAAUAGAAGGAAGAAAAAGGAAGAAAGGGUUCAGCAGACCACAGAAAAUCAGAAAAUGAUGUCUAAAAUACUCUUGUUUGAGAACGAUGAUAUGAUUGGAAUUAACAAGCCAAACUCCAUAGCAAGCCAAGGAGGUGAUGGCAUUGAUGAGCAUAUCGAUAAAAUUGUCAACGAAUACAUGAAAAGAUAUGGGAAAAGAAGAAAAUCAUUCCUGCUGCAUAGAUUGGACCAAUAUGCCUCUGGAGCCAUGAUAUUGGGCAAAAAUGUUCAUUAUGCAAGAAGCUUUAAUGGAAUGAUGAGAGAGAAAAGAAUUAAGAAAAAUUAUAUAGCUCUUGGUCAAGGCUUACCAAAUUACUUACUGAAUGAAGAUUAUAACUGAGAUCUUGCCAAUAUUUCCCACUUUCUUUCUGGCAUGAUCAGGUCUGAUCCAGAGUGUCAUGUAUAUGAUCACAAUAUUCUGAACCCAAAAUUAUCAUUGAUGAGUGAUCAAAUGAGAUUCUUAUUUACGGAGUGUCAAAAGUUACAAAUGUUCGAAGGAAUGCCUGAGCAUAAGAUCAUUGAUGAUAUUGCAGAGAAAAGAUGCACAUUAUCAACAAUUUAUCAGAUACUAGGGUUUGCUCUAUAUGAUCGACAAAGACAAUGCUUCUUCAGCUUCAAUGUUAGACAGAGAGAGCAAAAAGACAAAAUGAAGCCUUAUGCUGUACAAGAAUUUUUAGAUACAAAUCUCCAAGAUGUAGAAGCUUAUACUUUAUAUGAACUUGAACCUUUAACAGGAAAGAAGCAUCAGCUGAGGAAGCAUUUAUCCUCUGUUAUGGAAACACCAAUCCUCGGUGACUCUUUAUAUGGAUAUUCAAAUCUACACACAAGAGGAUUGUUCCAGAAAGUUAUGAAGUAUAGCAGAGAUUUUGAGAGGCAAAUGCUAAGGCAAAGCAUUUUUUUGCACUCUAAAGAGAUCAAAGUUCCCCUCCAGGCUGGAAAAAAUAGAGAGAUAAAGACCUCAAAUAAGCUAAUUAAGAGAGACAAACUAGAGUAUGUAUCAGUCUCGGCUCCAAAUCCUCCUGAGAAGUUUGACAAGGUUCUUGAAGCGCUCGGGUUGUACCAAUAAGCUAACCUCAUAAGGCAUGUUUAUUAAAAAGCACUAAAA
Molecule: messenger RNA, 1482 nt
Organism: Moneuplotes crassus
Lineage: Eukaryota; Ciliophora; Spirotrichea; Euplotida; Euplotidae
Source: the annotation of a GenBank genome assembly